Oreochromis niloticus (Nile tilapia) is the source of this 20488-nucleotide messenger RNA. RefSeq names its product AHNAK nucleoprotein (gene ahnak). NCBI's taxonomy places the organism in Eukaryota, Metazoa, Chordata, Actinopteri, Cichliformes, Cichlidae. Gene Ontology annotation, biological process: regulation of RNA splicing. Gene Ontology annotation, cellular component: costamere; nucleus; cytoplasm. Gene Ontology annotation, molecular function: protein binding. The record is from RefSeq and is a predicted model, not a curated record.
AGCCCAGAGGAGCAGCCACUCAGAAAAAAAGAGGUUAAAAUCAACUCAGAGCGGAGGAGGGAGGGAGAGAGAGGGGGCAGAAAACGCCCUGGAAAUCUGGUUGAUCAAGAAAUCGAAAAAGAUUGACAGAGUCCUAGCAGACUGCGAAGGCGUGACAGUGUGAAAGUGUUUUUCUUGGAUUGAGGAGAAGGGGAGAAGUUUUCAAGGAUGCUCAAGCAGGCGUGAGGCUUCUAGGGCGCUAAGGCUGCGCACAGAAGUCAAGAAUACAAGAACAGAAGCAAUAAACUGAAGCUCCUUGGCUUUGCUUGAGCAAUCCAAGGAAAACAAAGAGAAUUUGUGCUACAACGAGGCUUGAAUUGAAGAAAACAAAAACAAGAUGGCUGACGAAGAGGAGACAAGGGAGGUACUCUUUCCAGAUUGGGAAGGUCCUGACAAAACUGGCAUGACCAUUGAACAGACAAGUGGAGGACAGCUCUUUGUUAAGGAGGUGAAAGGAGAGUCACCAGCAGCACGGUCUGGAAAAGUAUAUGAAGGUGACCAAAUUGUGGGUGCCACUAUCUACUUUGAAAAUAUGAGUUCUGAAGAAACAGCAGAGCUACUAAAGACACUGAACAAACACAAGGUUGGACUGAAACUACAAAACAAAGGAGACAAAUCCCCUUACUACUCACCGCUGAGCACACCAUGUCGUUCACCAGUCAGCACCCUUACAUGGGAAGGAAAGACCCGCUUUGGAGAUUCCAGUCCAGAUAUCUUUCUUAGUGGGGAUGAUGAAGAUUAUAAGCGAAUAUACACAAGAAAGAUAAAACCAAGGCUGAAAUCUGAAGACCUUGCAGAGGGAGUGGAUGUUCGCACGGAGCGGCACAGCAGCACAAGCAGCGAUGGCAGCACAAUUACUACCAUCACUCGUCGUAUCACUACUUACACAGUAGAUAUGCCAAGUGGCAUAAGUGAGCAACUUGAACUUUCAAGCCCAGACGUCAAAGGGCUAAGGCACGAAUCUGGAGAUGGAUCUUCUCAUAUCAGAAUCUCACAUGGCAGCCCUUCAGGACCGCAAGUGGACACUGAAGACCUUGAUGUGAAUCUAAAAGGAUCAAAAAUAGAACUACCAUCAUUGUCAGGAACUAAGCUGAAAGAUUUGGACAUGAGUGUGAAAGGUCCCAAAAUGAAGGGAAAUGUUGAUGUACCAAACCUUGAGAGGGAUAUAAAAGCUCCAAAAAUGAAGAUUGAAGGAAAAGAAGUUGACAGUGAAGGCCAAAACAGUGGACUUAUUAUGUCCAAUAUUAAAAUGCCAUCUCUUGGCAUAAAAGGUCCAAAGCCUGAAGGUCAGGAUGUUAAUAUUAAACUUUCCAAGACUGACAUUAAUGUUAAAGCACCUGAAGUCAACGUAUCAUCAUCACGGGGUCCCAAUUUGGAGGAGUUCAACAACAUUGUGAAAGGACCGAAACUCAAGGGAGAUGUUACUGUGUCAGCUCCAAAGAUUGAGGGAGACGUACAAGCUCCAAAAGUGGACAUUGAAGGAAGAUCUGUUAAUAUUGAGGGCCAUAAAGGAGGACUUCAAAUGCCCAAAGUCGAAAUGUCAUCCUUUGGUGUGAAAGGUCAAAAAGUUAAAGGUCCAGACAUUGAUGUCAGCCUUCCUAAAGUUGGAAUUGAUGUCAGCGCACCUGAAGUUGACAUUAAAAAAGCUGCUAUAGAUGUUGAGGAUUCAAGUGGAAAGAUCAAAGGACCACAAUUCAAGAUAUCAGGUAUAUCCGGGCCUAAAAUUUCCAUGCCCAAUGUGGAUGUCAAUCUGAAAGGCCCCAAAGUUGAAGGUAAGGUGGAUGUUCCAAAGAUUGAAGGAAAAGUGAAAGCACCAGGAGUCGACAUUGAGGGACCAAAAGUUGACAUCGAAGGUCCAAAAGGUGGAUUUGAAAUGCCCAAAAUUAAAAUGCCAGCAUUUGGCUUUAAAGGUCCAAAGGUGGAGGGUCCAGAUGUUGACAUAAACCUUCACAAAGCUGAUGUCGAUAUCAAAGCACCUGAAGUUGAUAUUAGUGGAGCAGAAAUUGAAGGCCCUGAUGCCAAACUGAAAGGACCCAAGUUCAAACUGCCAUCACUGUCAGGACCCAGCCUACCAGACUUUGACAUUAAUUUGAAAGGGCCCAAACUCAAGGGAGAUGUUGAUGUGUCAGUUCCAAAGAUUGAGGGAGACAUAAAGGCACCCAAGGUGGACAUUGAGGGACCAGAUGUUGACAUUGAGGGCCACAAAGGAGGACUUAAAAUGCCCAUUCAAAUGCCAACCUUUGGUAUGAAGGGUCCAAAAGUUGAAGGUCCAGAUGUUGAUGUCAGCCUUCCUAAAGGGGAUAUUGACAUCAAAGCCCCCGAAGUUGACAUUAAAGGAGCGGACAUUGAUGUGGAGGGUCCGAGUGGAAAGAUCAAAGGACCAAAAUUCAAGAUGCCAAAUUUAUCCGGGCCUAAAAUUUCCAUGCCUGAUGUGGAUUUCAAUCUGAAAGGCCCCAAAGUUGAAGGUGAGGUGGAUGUUCCAAAGAUUGAAGGAAAAGUGAAAGCACCGGGAGUCGACAUUGAGGGACCAAAAGUUGACAUCGAAGGUCCAAAAGGUGGAUUUGAAAUGCCCAAAAUUAAAAUGCCAACAUUUGGCUUUAAAGGUCCAAAGGUGGAGGGUCCAGAUGUUGACAUAAACCUUCCCAAAGCUGAUGUCAAUGUCAAAGCACCUGAAGUUGAUAUUAGUGGACCAGAAGUUGAAGGUCCUGAUGCCAAACUGAAAGGACCCAAGUUCAAACUGCCAUCAUUGUCAGGACCCAGCCUACCAGACUUUGACAUUAAUUUGAAAGGGCCCAAACUUAAGGGAGAUGUUGAUGUGUCAGUUCCAAAGAUUGAGGGAGACAUAAAGGCACCCAAGGUGGACAUUGAGGGACCAGAUGUUGACAUUGAGGGCCACAAAGGAGGACUUAAAAUGCCCAAAUUCAAAAUGCCAACCUUUGGUAUGAAGGGUCCAAAAGUUGAAGGUCCAGAUGUUGAUGUCAGCCUUCCUAAAGGGGACAUUGACAUCAAAGCCCCUGAAGUUGACAUUAAAGGAGCGGACAUUGAUGUCGAGGGUCCGAGUGGAAAGAUCAAAGGAUCAAAAUUCAAGAUGCCAGGUAUAUCUGGACCUACAAUUUCCAUGCCUGAUGUGGAUUUCAAUCUGAAAGGCCCCAAAGUUGAAGGUGAGGUGGAUGUUCCAAAGAUUGAAGGAAAAGUGAAAGCACCAGGAGUCGACAUUGAGGGACCAAAAGUUGACAUCGAAGGUCCAAAAGGUGGAUUUGAAAUGCCCAAAAUUAAAAUGCCAACAUUUGGCUUUAAAGGUCCAAAAGUGGAGGGUCCAGAUGUUGACAUAAACCUUCCCAAAGCUGAUGUCGAUAUCAAAGCACCUGAAGUUGAUAUUAGUGGACCAGAAAUCGAAGGUCCUGAUGCCAAACUGAAAGGGCCCAAGUUCAAACUGCCAUCACUGUCAGGACCCAGCCUACCAGACUUUGACAUUAAUUUGAAAGGGCCCAAACUCAAGGGAGAUGUUGAUGUGUCAGUUCCAAAGAUUGAGGGAGACAUAAAGGCACCCAAGGUGGACAUUGAGGGACCAGAUGUUGACAUUGAGGGCCACAAAGGAGGACUUAAAAUGCCCAUUCAAAUGCCAACCUUUGGUAUGAAGGGUCCAAAAGUUGAAGGUCCAGAUGUUGAUGUCAGCCUUCCUAAAGGGGAUAUUGACAUCAAAGCCCCCGAAGUUGACAUUAAAGGAGUGGACAUUGAUGUCGAGGGUCCGAGUGGAAAGAUCAAAGGACCAAAAUUCAAGAUGCCAAAUUUAUCCGGGCCUAAAAUUUCUAUGCCUGAUGUGGAUUUCAAUAUGAAAGGCCCCAAAGUUGAAGGUGAGGUGGAUAUUCCAAAGAUUGAAGGAAAAGUGAAAGCACCGGGAGUUGAGAUUGAGGGACCAAAAGUUGACAUCGAAGGUCCAAAAGCUGGAUUUGAAAUGCCCAAAAUUAAAAUGCCAGCAUUUGGCUUUAAAGGUCCAAAGGUGGAGGGUCCAGAUGUUGACAUAAACCUUCCCAAAGCUGAUGUCGAUAUCAAAGCACCUGAAGUUGAUAUUAGUGGACCAGAAAUCGAAGGUCCUGAUGCCAAACUGAAAGGACCCAAGUUCAAACUGCCAUCACUGUCAGGACCCAGCCUACCAGACUUUGACAUUAAUUUGAAAGGGCCCAAACUCAAGGGAGAUGUUGAUGUGUCAGUUCCAAAGAUUGAGGGAGACAUAAAGGCACCGAAAGUGGACAUUGAAGGACCAGAUGUUGACAUUGAGGGCCACAAAGGAGGACUUAAAAUGCCCAAAUUCAAAAUGCCAACCUUUGGUGUGAAGGGUCCAAAAGUUGAAGGCCCAGAUGUUGAUGUCAGCCUUCCUAAAGGGGAUAUUGACAUCAAAGCCCCCGACGUUGACAUUAAAGGAGCGGACAUUGAUGUCGAGGGUCCGAGUGGAAAGAUCAAAGGACCAAAAUUCAAGAUGCCCGGUAUAUCCGGGCCUAAAAUUUCCAUGCCUGAUGUGGAUUUCAAUCUGAAAGGCCCCAAAGUUGAAGGCGAGGUGGAUAUUCCAAAGAUUGAAGGAAAAAUGAAAGCACCGGGAGUCGACAUUGAGGGACCAAAAGUUGACAUCGAAGGUCCAAAAGGUGGAUUUGAAAUGCCCAAAAUUAAAAUGCCAACAUUUGGCUUUAAAGGUCCAAAGGUGGAGGGUCCAGAUGUUGACAUAAACCUUCCCAAAGCUGAUGUCGAUAUCAAAGCACCUGAAGUUGAUAUCAGUGGACCAGAAAUCGAAGGUCCUGAUGCCAAACUGAAAGGACCCAAGUUCAAACUGCCAUCACUGUCAGGACCCAGCCUACCAGACUUUGACAUUAAUUUGAAAGGGCCCAAACUCAAGGGAGAUGUUGAUGUGUCAGUUCCAAAGAUUGAGGGAGACAUAAAGGCACCCAAGGUGGACAUUGAGGGACCAGAUGUUGACAUUGAGGGCCACAAAGGAGGACUUAAAAUGCCCAAAUUCAAAAUGCCAACCUUUGGUAUGAAGGGUCCAAAAGUUGAAGGUCCAGAUGUUGAUGUCAGCCUUCCUAAAGGGGAUAUUGACAUCAAAGCCCCCGAAGUUGACAUUAAAGCAGCAGAUAUUGAUGUCGAGGGUCCGAGUGGAAAGAUCAAAGGACCAAAAUUCAGGAUGCCAGGUAUAUCCGGGCCUAAAAUUUCCAUGCCUGAUGUGGAUUUCAAUCUGAAAGGCCCCAAAGUUGAAGGUGAGGUGGAUAUUCCAAAGAUUGAAGGAAAAGUGAAAGCACCGGGAGUCGACAUUGAGGGACCAAAAGUUGACAUCGAAGGUCCAAAAGGUGGAUUUGAAAUGCCCAAAAUUAAAAUGCCAACAUUUGGCUUUAAAGGUCCAAAGGUGGAGGGUCCAGAUGUUGACAUAAACCUUCCCAAAGCUGAUGUCGAUAUCAAAGCACCUGAAGUUGAUAUCAGUGGACCAGAAAUCGAAGGUCCUGAUGCCAAACUGAAAGGACCCAAGUUCAAACUGCCAUCACUGUCAGGACCCAGCCUACCAGACUUUGACAUUAAUUUGAAAGGGCCCAAACUCAAGGGAGAUGUUGAUGUGUCAGUUCCAAAGAUUGAGGGAGACAUAAAGGCACCCAAGGUGGACAUUGAGGGACCAGAUGUUGACAUUGAGGGCCACAAAGGAGGACUUAAAAUGCCCAAAUUCAAAAUGCCAACCUUUGGUAUGAAGGGUCCAAAACUUGAAGGCCCAGAUGUUGAUGUCAGCCUUCCUAAAGGGGAUAUUGACAUCAAAGCCCCCGAAGUUGACAUUAAGGGAGCAGAUAUUGAUGUCGAGGGUCCGAGUGGAAAGAUCAAAGGACCAAAAUUCAGGAUGCCAGGUAUAUCCGGGCCUAAAAUUUCCAUGCCUGAUGUGGAUUUCAAUCUGAAAGGCCCCAAAGUUGAAGGUGAGGUGGAUAUUCCAAAGAUUGAAGGAAAAGUGAAAGCACCAGGAGUCGACAUUGAGGGACCAAAAGUUGACAUCGAAGGUCCAAAAGGUGGAUUUGAAAUGCCCAUUAAAAUGCCAACAUUUGGCUUUAAAGGUCCAAAGGUGGAGGGUCCAGAUGUUGACAUAAACCUUCCCAAAGCUGAUGUCGAUAUCAAAGCACCUGAAGUUGAUAUCAGUGGACCAGAAAUCGAAGGACCUGAUGCCAAACUGAAAGGAUCCAAGUUCAAACUGCCAUCACUGUCAGGACCCAGCCUACCAGACUUUGACAUUAAUUUGAAAGGGCCCAAACUCAAGGGAGAUGUUGAUGUGUCAGUUCCAAAGAUUGAGGGAGACAUAAAGGCACCCAAAGUGGACAUUGAGGGACCAGAUGUUGACAUUGAGGGCCACAAAGGAGGACUUAAAAUGCCCAAAUUCAAAAUGCCAACCUUUGGUAUGAAGGGUCCAAAACUUGAAGGCCCAGACGUUGAUGUCAGCCUUCCUAAAGGGGAUAUUGACAUCAAAACCCCCGAAGUUGACAUUAAAGGAGCGGACAUUGAUGUCGAGGGUCCAAGUGGAAAGAUCAAAGGACCAAAAUUCAAGAUGCCAAAUUUAUCCGGGCCUAAAAUUUCCAUGCCUGAUGUGGAUUUCAAUCUGAAAGGCCCCAAAGUUGAAGGUGAGGUGGAUAUUCCAAAGAUUGAAGGAAAAGUGAAAGCACCGGGAGUCGACAUUGAGGGACCAAAAGUUGACAUCGAAGGUCCAAAAGGUGGAUUUGAAAUGCCCAAAAUUAAAAUGCCAACAUUUGGCUUUAAAGGUCCAAAGGUGGAGGGUCCAGAUGUUGACAUAAACCUUCCCAAAGCUGAUGUCGAUAUCAAAGCACCUGAAGUUGAUAUCAGUGGACCAGAAAUCGAAGGCCCUGAUGCCAAACUGAAAGGACCCAAGUUCAAACUGCCAUCACUGUCAGGACCCAGCCUACCAGACUUUGACAUUAAUUUGAAAGGGCCCAAACUCAAAGGAGAUGUUGAUGUGUCAGUUCCAAAGAUUGAGGGAGACAUAAAGGCACCCAAGGUGGACAUUGAGGGACCAGAUGUUGACAUUGAGGGCCACAAAGGAGGACUUAAAAUGCCCAAAUUCAAAAUGCCAACCUUUGGUAUGAAGGGUCCAAAAGUUGAAGGUCCAGAUGUUGAUGUCAGCCUUCCUAAAGGGGAUAUUGACAUCAAAGCCCCCGACGUUGACAUUAAAGGAGCAGAUAUUGAUGUCGAGGGUCCGAGUGGAAAGAUCAAAGGACCAAAAUUCAGGAUGCCAGGUAUAUCCGGGCCUAAAAUUUCCAUGCCUGAUGUGGAUUUCAAUCUGAAAGGCCACAAAGUUGAAGGUGAGGUGGAUAUUCCAAAGAUUGAAGGAAAAGUGAAAGCACCAGGAGUCGACAUUAAGGGACCAAAAGUUGACAUCGAAGGUCCAAAAGGUGGAUUUGAAAUGCCCCAUAUUAAAAUGCCAUCUUUUGGCUUUAAAGGUCCAAAGGUGGAGGGUCCAGAUGUUGACAUAAACCUUCCCAAAGCUGAUAUCGAUAUCAAAGCACCUGAAGUUGAUAUCAGUGGACCAGAAAUCGAAGGUCCUGAUGCCAAACUGAAAGGACCCAAGUUCAAACUGCCAUCACUGUCAGGACCCAGCCUACCAGACUUUGACAUUAAUUUGAAAGGGCCCAAACUCAAGGGAGAUGUUGAUGUGUCAGUUCCAAAGAUUGAGGGAGACAUAAAGGCACCCAAGGUGGACAUUGAGGGACCAGAUGUUGACAUUGAGGGCCACAAAGGAGGACUUAAAAUGCCCAAAUUCAAAAUGCCAACCUUUGGUAUGAAGGGUCCAAAACUUGAAGGCCCAGACGUUGAUGUCAGCCUUCCUAAAGGGGAUAUUGACAUCAAAGCCCCUGAAGUUGACAUUAAAGGAGCGGACAUUGAUGUCGAGGGUCCAAGUGGAAAGAUCAAAGGACCAAAAUUCAAGAUGCCAAAUUUAUCCGGGCCUAAAAUUUCCAUGCCUGAUGUGGAUUUCAAUCUGAAAGGCCCCAAAGUUGAAGGUGAGGUGGAUAUUCCAAAGAUUGAAGGAAAAGUGAAAGCACCGGGAGUCGACAUUGAGGGACCAAAAGUUGACAUCGAAGGUCCAAAAGGUGGAUUUGAAAUGCCCAAAAUUAAAAUGCCAUCAUUUGGCUUUAAAGGUCCAAAGGUGGAGGGUCCAGAUGUUGACAUAAACCUUCCCAAAGCUGAUGUCGAUAUCAAAGCACCUGAAGUUGAUAUCAGUGGACCAGAAAUCGAAGGUCCUGAUGCCAAACUGAAAGGACCCAAGUUCAAACUGCCAUCACUGUCAGGACCCAGCCUACCAGACUUUGACAUUAAUUUGAAAGGGCCCAAACUCAAGGGAGAUGUUGAUGUGUCAGUUCCAAAGAUUGAGGGAGACAUAAAGGCACCCAAGGUGGACAUUGAGGGACCAGAUGUUGACAUUGAGGGCCACAAAGGAGGACUUAAAAUGCCCAAAUUCAAAAUGCCAACCUUUGGUAUGAAGGGUCCAAAAGUUGAAGGUCCAGAUGUUGAUGUCAGCCUUCCUAAAGGGGAUAUUGACAUCAAAGCCCCUGACGUUGACAUUAAAGGAGUGGACGUUGAUGUCGAGGGUCCGAGUGGAAAGAUAAAAGGACCAAAAUUCAAGAUGCCAGGUAUAUCCGGCCCUAAAUUUUCCAUGCCUGAUGUGGAUUUCAAUCUGAAAGGCCCCAAAGUUGAAGGUGAGGUGGAUAUUCCAAAGAUUGAAGGAAAAGUGAAAGCACCGGGAGUCAACAUUGAGGGACCAAAAGUUGACAUCGAAGGUCCAAAAGGUGGAUUUGAAAUGCCCAAAAUUAAAAUGCCAACAUUUGGCUUUAAAGGUCCAAAGGUGGAGGGUCCAGAUGUUGACAUAAACCUUCCCAAAACUGAUAUCGAUGUCAAAGCACCUGAAGUUGAUAUUAGUGGACCAGAAAUCGAAGGUCCUGAUGCCAAACUGAAAGGACCUAAGUUCAAACUGCCAUCACUGUCAGGACCCAGCCUUCCAGACUUUGACAUUAAUUUGAAAGGGCCCAAACUCAAAGGAGAUGUUGAUGUGUCAGUUCCAAAGAUUGAGGGAGACAUAAAGGCACCAAAAGUGGACAUUGAGGGACCAGAUGUUGACAUUGAGGGCCACAAAGGAGGACUUAAAAUGCCCAAAUUCAAAAUGCCAACCUUUGGUAUGAAGGGUCCAAAAGUUGAAGGUCCAGAUGUUGAUGUCAGCCUUCCUAAAGGGGAUAUUGACAUCAAAGCCCCUGAAGUUGACAUUAAAGGAGUCGACGUUGAUGUCGAGGGUCCAAGUGGAAAGAUAAAAGGACCAAAAUUCAAGAUGCCAAAUCUAUCCGGGCCUAAAAUUUCCAUGCCUGAUGUGGAUUUCAAUCUGAAAGGCCCCAAAGUUGAAGGUGAGGUGGAUAUUCCAAAGAUUGAAGGAAAAGUGAAAGCACCAGGAGUCGACAUUGAGGGACCAAAAGUUGACAUCGAAGGUCCAAAAGCUGGAUUUGAAAUGCCCAAAAUUAAAAUGCCAACAUUUGGCUUUAAAGGUCCAAAGGUGGAGGGUCCAGAUGUUGACAUAAACCUUCCCAAAGCUGAUGUCGAUAUCAAAGCACCUGAAGUUGAUAUUAGUGGACCAGAAAUCGAAGGUCCUGAUGCCAAACUCAAAGGACCCAAGUUCAAACUUCCAUCACUGUCAGGACCCAGCCUGCCAGAUUUUGACAUUAAUUUGAAAGGGCCCAAACUCAAGGGAGAUGUUGAUGUGUCAGUUCCAAAGAUUGAGGGAGACAUAAAGGCACCCAAGGUGGACAUUGAGGGACCAGAUGUUGACAUUGAGGGACACAAAGGAGGACUUAAAAUGCCCAAAUUCAAAAUGCCAACCUUUGGUAUGAAGGGUCCAAAAGUUGAAGGUCCAGAUGUUGAUGUCCGCCUUCCUAAAGGAGAUAUUGACAUCAAAGCCCCCGAAGUUGACAUUAAAGGAGCGGACAUUGAUGUCGAGGGUCCAAGUGGAAAGAUCAAAGGACCAAAAUUCAAGAUGCCAGGUAUAUCCGGGCCUAAAAUUUCCAUGCCUGAUGUGGAUUUCAAUCUGAAAGGCCCUAAAUUUGAAGGUGAGGUGGAUGUUCCAACGAUUGAAGGAAAAGUGAAAGUACCGGAAGUCGACAUUGAGGGACCAAAAGUUGACAUCGAAGGUCCAAAAGGUGGAUUUGAAAUGCCCAAAAUUAAAAUGCCAACAUUUGGCUUUAAAGGUCCAAAGGUGGAGGGUCCAGAUGUGAACAUAAACCUUCCCAAAGCUGAUGUUGAUAUCAAAGCACCUGAAGUUGAUAUUAGUGGACCAGAAAUUGAAGGUCCUGAUGCCAAACUGAAAGGACCCAAGUUCAAACUGCCAUCACUGUCAGGACCCAGCCUACCAGACUUUGACAUUAAUUUGAAAGGGCCCAAACUCAAGGGAGAUGUUGAUGUGUCAGUUCCAAAGAUUGAGGGAGACAUAAAGGCACCGAAAGUGGACAUUGAAGGACCAGAUGUUGACAUUGAGGGCCACAAAGGAGGACUUAAAAUGCCCAAAUUCAAAAUGCCAACCUUUGGUAUGAAGGGUCCAAAAGUUGAAGGUCCAGAUUUUGAUGUCAGCCUUCCUAAAGGGGACAUUGACAUCAAAGCCCCUGACGUUGACAUUAAAGGAGCGGACAUUGAUGUCGAGGGUCCGAGUGGAAAGAUCAAAGGACCAAAAUUCAAGAUGCCAGGUAUAUCUGGGCCUAAGAUUUCCAUGCCUGAUGUGGAUUUCAAUCUGAAAGGCCCCAAAGUUGAAGGUGAGGUGGAUAUUCCAAAGAUUGAAGGAAAAGUGAAAGCACCAGGAGUCGACAUUGAGGGACCAAAAGUUGACAUCGAAGGUCCAAAAGGUGGAUUUGAAAUGCCCAAAAUUAAAAUGCCAACAUUUGGCUUUAAAGGUCCAAAGGUGGAGGGUCCAGAUGUUGACAUAAACCUUCCCAAAGCUGAUGUCGAUAUCAAAGCACCUGAAGUUGAUAUUAGUGGACCAGAAAUCGAAGGUCCUGAUGCCAAACUGAAAGGAUCCAAGUUCAAACUGCCAUCACUGUCAGGACCUAGCCUACCAGACUUUGACAUUAAUUUGAAAGGGCCCAAACUCAAGGGAGAUGUUGAUGUUUCAGCUCCAAAGAUUGAGGGAGACAUAAAGGCACCGAAAGUGGACAUUGAAGGACCAGAUGUUGACAUUGAGGGCCACAAAGGAGGACUUAAAAUGCCCAAAUUCAAAAUGCCAACCUUUGGUAUGAAGGGUCCAAAAGUUGAAGGUCCAGAUUUUGAUGUCAGCCUUCCUAAAGGGGAUAUUGACAUCAAAGCCCCCGACGUUGACAUUAAAGGAGCGGACAUUGAUGUCGAGGGUCCGAGUGGAAAGAUCAAAGGACCAAAAUUCAAGAUGCCAGGUAUAUCUGGGCCUAAGAUUUCCAUGCCUGAUGUGGAUUUCAAUCUCAAAGGCCCCAAAGUUGAAGGUGAGGUGGAUAUUCCAAAGAUUGAAGGAAAAGUGAAAGCACCGGGAGUCGACAUUGAGGGACCAAAAGUUGACAUCGAAGGUCCAAAAGGUGGAUUUGAAAUGCCCAAAAUUAAAAUGCCAACAUUUGGCUUUAAAGGUCCAAAGGUGGAGGGUCCAGAUGUUGACAUAAACCUUCCCAAAGCUGAUGUCGAUAUCAAAGCACCUGAAGUUGAUAUUAGUGGACCAGAAAUCGAAGGUCCUGAUGCCAAACUGAAAGGACCCAAGUUCAAACUGCCAUCACUGUCAGGACCCAGCCUACCAGACUUUGACAUUAAUUUGAAAGGGCCCAAACUCAAGGGAGAUGUUGAUGUUUCAGCUCCAAAGAUUGAGGGAGACAUAAAGGCACCGAAAGUGGACAUUGAAGGACCAGAUGUUGACAUUGAGGGCCACAAAGGAGGACUUAAAAUGCCCAAAUUCAAAAUGCCAACCUUUGGUAUGAAGGGUCCAAAAGUUGAAGGUCCAGAUUUUGAUGUCAGCCUUCCUAAAGGGGACAUUGACAUCAAAGCCCCCGACGUUGACAUUAAAGGAGCGGACAUUGAUGUCGAGGGUCCAAGUGGAAAGAUCAAAGGACCAAAAUUCAAGAUGCCAGGUAUAUCUGGGCCUAAGAUUUCCAUGCCUGAUGUGGAUUUCAAUCUGAAAGGCCCCAAAGUUGAAGGUGAGGUGGAUAUUCCAAAGAUUGAAGGAAAAGUGAAAGCACCGGGAGUCGACAUUGAGGGACCAAAAGUUGACAUCGAAGGUCCAAAAGGUGGAUUUGAAAUGCCCAAAAUUAAAAUGCCAACAUUUGGCUUUAAAGGUCCAAAGGUGGAGGGUCCAGAUGUUGACAUAAACCUUCCCAAAGCUGAUGUCGAUAUCAAAGCACCUGAAGUUGAUAUUAGUGGACCAGAAAUCGAAGGUCCUGAUGCCAAACUGAAAGGACCCAAGUUCAAACUGCCAUCACUGUCAGGACCCAGCCUACCAGACUUUGACAUUAAUUUGAAAGGGCCCAAACUCAAGGGAGAUGUUGAUGUUUCAGCUCCAAAGAUUGAGGGAGACAUAAAGGCACCGAAAGUGGACAUUGAAGGACCAGAUGUUGACAUUGAGGGCCACAAAGGAGGACUUAAAAUGCCCAAAUUCAAAAUGCCAACCUUUGGUAUGAAGGGUCCAAAAGUUGAAGGUCCAGAUGUUGAUGUCAGCCUUCCUAAAGGGGAUAUUGACAUCAAAGCCCCCGAAGUUGACUUUAAAGGAGCGGACAUUGAUGUCGAGGGUCCGAGUGGAAAGAUCAAAGGACCAAAAUUCAAGAUGCCAGGUAUAUCUGGGCCUAAGAUUUCCAUGCCUGAUGUGGAUUUCAAUCUGAAAGGCCCCAAAGUUGAAGGUGAGGUGGAUAUUCCAAAGAUUGAAGGAAAAGUGAAAGCACCGGGAGUCGACAUCGAGGGACCAAAAGUUGACAUCGAAGGUCCAAAAGGUGGAUUUGAAAUGCCCCAUAUUAAAAUGCCAUCAUUUGGCUUUAAAGGUCCAAAGGUGGAAGGUCCAGAUGUUGACAUAAACCUUCCCAAAGCUAAUGUCAAUGUCAAAGCACCUGAAGUUGAUAUUAGUGGACCAGAAGUUGAAGGUCCUGAUGGAAAACUCAAAGGACCCAAGUUCAAACUUCCAUCACUGUCUGGACCCAGCCUACCAGACUUUGACAUUAAUUUGAAAGGGCCUAAACUCAAGGGAGAUGUUGAUGUAUCAGCUCCAAAGGUUGAAGGCGAUAUUAAAAUCCCUGAAGUAGAUGUCCAAGGUCCCAAGAUGGACAUUGGCUCUCCACAGGGAAAGAUUUCAGGGCCCAAGGUUAAGUUUCCAACAAUAAGUGGACCCAAAAUGUCCCUGCCAGAUGUUGACAUCAAUUUAAAGGGACCAAAGUUGAAAGGAGACAUGAAGGGGGAUUUUCAUCUAUCAAAACCUGAAAUUGAGGGACCAGAUGCGUCAAUUGAUAUUCCAGAAACUGGUUCAAAGAAAAUGAAAUUCAAAAUGCCAAGGUUUGGUUUCAAGGGUCCAAAGGUAAAUGCACCAGACAGUGAGAUGAAAUUGCCUCAAGGUGACAUAAACCUCAAAGGAAAAACUGGCAGCCUUGAGGGUGUGGACCUUGAUUUGGAACUCUCUACACCAAAAGCUAAAGGAUCUAAGUUCAAAAUGCCAAAAUUUGGAUUUAGAAGUCCAAAGGUUGAGAUUUCAGAUGCUGAUGUAAAUGUUUCAACACCUAGCACUGAGAUAGAGACACCGGAAGUGAAAAUAGAAGCACCUGAUAUUGAUGUUGAGGGUCCAAGUGGGAAGAUCAAAGGACCAAAAUUCAAGAUGCCAAAUAUCUCAGGACCAAAGAUGUCCAUGCCAGACGUAGAUUUCAAACUAAAAGGUCCUAAAUUUGAAGGUGAUGUUGAUAUACCAAAGGCUGAAGGAAAAAUAAAGGCACCUGAGGUGAAUAUAAAAGGCUCAGAGAUUGACUUCGAAGGCCCAAAAGGUGGACUGGAUAUGCCCAAAAUUAAAAUGCCAACAUUUGGUUUCAAAGGCCCAAAGGUGGAGGGUCCAGAUGUUGACAUAAACCUUCCCAAAGCUGAUGUCAAUGUCAAAGCACCUGAAGUUGAUAUUAGUGGACCAGAAAUUGAAGGUCCUGAUGGAAAACUCAAAGGACCCAAGUUCAAACUUCCAUCACUGUCAGGACCCAGCCUACCAGACUUUGACAUUAAUUUGAAAGGGCCCAAACUCAAGGGAGAUGUUGAUGUGUCAGUUCCAAAGAUUGAGGGAGACAUAAAGGCACCGAAAGUGGACAUUGAGGGACCAGAUGUUGACAUUGAGGGCCACAAAGGAGGACUUAAAAUGCCCAAAUUCAAAAUGCCAACCUUUGGUAUGAAGGGUCCAAAACUUGAAGGUCCAGAUGUUGAUGUCAGCCUUCCUAAAGGGGAUAUUGACAUCAAAGCCCCUGAAGUUGACAUUAAAGGAGCGGACAUUGAUGUCGAGGGUCCAAGUGGAAAGAUCAAAGGACCAAAAUUCAAGAUGCCCGGUAUAUCCGGGCCCAAAAUUUCCAUGCCUGACGUGGAUUUUAACAUGAAAAGUCCUAAACUUGAAGGUGACAUCAAACUUCCAAAAAUGCAAGGAGAAAUAAAAGCACCGGCAGUGGACCUCGAAGGUCCAGAGUUUGAUGUUGAAGGCCCCAAAGGUGGAUUUGAAAUGCCUAAAAUUAAAAUGCCAACAUUUGGUUUCAAAGGUCCAAAGAUGGAGGGUCCAGAUGUUGACAUAAACCUUCCCAAAGCUGAUGUCAAUGUCAAAGCACCUGAAGUUGAUAUUAGUGGACCAGAAAUCGAAGGUCCUGAUGCCAAACUGAAAGGACCCAAGUUCAAACUGCCAUCACUGUCAGGACCCAGCCUACCAGACUUUGACAUUAAUUUGAAAGGGCCCAAACUCAAGGGAGAUGUUGAUGUGUCAGUUCCAAAGAUUGAGGGAGACAUAAAGGCACCCAAGGUGGACAUUGAGGGACCAGAUGUUGACAUUGAGGGCCACAAAGGAGGACUUAAAAUGCCCAAAUUCAAAAUGCCAGCCUUUGGUAUGAAGGGUCCAAAAGUUGAAGGUCCAGAUGUUGAUGUCAGCCUUCCUAAAGGGGACAUUGACAUCAAAACCCCUGAAGUUGACAUUAAAGGAGCAGACAUUGAUGUCGAGGGUCCGAGUGGAAAGAUCAAAGGACCAAAAUUCAAGAUGCCAAAUUUAUCCGGCCCUAAAAUUUCCAUGCCUGAUUUGGAUUUCAAUGUAAAAGGCCCCAAAGUUGAAGGUGAGGUGGAUGUUCCAAAAAUUGAAGGAAAAGUGAAAGCACCGGGAGUCGACAUUAAGGGACCAAAAGUUGACAUCGAAGGUCCAAAAGGUGGAUUUGAAAUGCCCCAUAUUAAAAUGCCAUCUUUUGGCUUUAAAGGUCCAAAGGUGGAGGGUCCAGAUGUUGACAUAAACCUUCCCAAAGCUGAUGUCAAUGUCAAAGCACCUGAAGUUGAUAUUAGUGGACCAGAAGUUGAAGGUCCUGAUGCAAAACUCAAAGGACCCAAGUUCAAACUGCCAUCAUUGUCAGGACCCAGCCUACCAGACUUUGACAUUAAUUUGAAAGGCCCCAAAUUUAAGGGAGAUGUUGAUGUAUCAGCUCCAAAGAUUGAGGGAGACAUAAAGGCACCCAAGGUGGACAUUGAGGGACCAGAUGUUGACAUUGAGGGCCACAAAGGAGGACUUAAAAUGCCCAAAUUCAAAAUGCCAACCUUUGGUAUGAAGGGUCCAAAAGUUGAAGGUCCAGAGUUUGAUGUCAGCCUUCCUAAAGGGGACAUUGACAUCAAAGCCCCCGACGUUGACAUUAAAGGAGCGGACAUUGAUGUGGAGGGUCCAAGUGGAAAGAUCAAAGGACCAAAAUUCAAGAUGCCAGGUAUAUCUGGCCCUAAAAUUUCCAUGCCUGAUGUGGAUUUCAAUCUGAAAGGCCCCAAAGUUGAAGGUGAGGUGGAUGUUCCAAAGAUUGAAGGAAAAGUGAAAGCACCGGAAGUUGACAUUGAGGGACCGAAAGUUGACAUCGAAGGUCCAAAAGGUGGAUUUGAAAUGCCCAAAAUUAAAAUGCCAACAUUUGGCUUUAAAGGUCCAAAGGUGGAAGGUCCAGAUGUUGACAUAAACCUUCCCAAAGCUGAUGUAAAUGUCAAAGCACCUGAAGUUGAUAUUAGUGGACCAGAAAUCGAAGGUCCUGAUGCAAAACUUAAAGGACCCAAGUUCAAACUGCCAUCAUUAUCAGGACCCAGCCUACCAGAUUUUGACAUUAAUUUGAAAGGGCCCAAACUUAAGGGAGAUGUUGAUAUGUCACCUCCAAAGAUUGAGGGAGACAUAAAAGCACCGAAAGUGGACAUUGAGGGACCAGAUGUUGACAUUGAGGGCCACAGAGGAGGACUUAAAAUGCCCAAAUUCAAAAUGCCAACCUUUGGUAUGAAGGGUCCAAAAGUUGAAGGCCCAGACGUUGAUGUCAGCCUUCCUAAAGGGGAUAUUGACAUCAAAGCCCCUGAAUUUGACAUUAAAGGUGCGGACAUUGAUGUCGAGGGUCCAAGUGGAAAGAUCAAAGGACCAAAAUUUAAGAUGCCAGGUAUAUCCGGGCCCAAAAUCUCCAUGCCUGAUGUGGAUUUCAAUCUGAAAGGCCCCAAAGUUGAAGGUGAGGUGGAUAUUCCAAAGAUUGAAGGAAAAAUGAAAGCACCGGGAGUCGACAUUGAGGGACCAAAAGUUGACAUCGAAGGUCCAAAAGGUGGAUUUGAAAUGCCCCAUAUUAAAAUGCCAUCAUUUGGCUUUAAAGGUCCAAAGGUGGAGGGUCCAGAUGUUGACAUAAACCUUCCCAAAGCUGAUGUCAAUGUCAAAGCACCUGAAGUUGAUAUUAGUGGACCAGAAGUUGAAGGUCCUGAUGCAAAACUCAAAGGACCCAAGUUCAAACUGCCAUCACUGUCAGGACCCAGCCUACCAGACUUUGACAUUAAUUUGAAAGGGCCCAAAUUUAAGGGAGAUGUUGAUGUUUCAGCUCCAAAGAUUGAGGGAGACAUAAAGGCACCCAAGGUGGACAUUGAGGGACCAGAUGUUGACAUUGAGGGCCACAAAGGAGGACUUAAAAUGCCCAAAUUCAAAAUGCCAACUUUUGGUAUGAAGGGUCCAAAAGUUGAAGGUCCAGAUGUUGAUGUCAGCCUUCCUAAAGGGGAUAUUGACAUCAAAGCCCCCGAAGUUGAUAUCAAAGGAGCGGACAUUGAUGUUGAGGGUCCGAGUGGAAAGAUCAAAGGACCAAAAUUCAAGAUGCCAGAUAUAUCUGGGCCAAAAAUCUCCAUGCCUGAUGUGGAUUUCAAUCUGAAAGGCCCCAAAGUUGAAGGUGAGGUGGAUGUUCCAAAGAUUGAAGGAAAAGUGAAAGCACCGGGAGUCAACAUUGAGGGACCAAAAGUUGAUAUCGAAGGUCCAAAAGGUGGAUUUGAAAUGCCCAAAAUCAAAAUGCCAACAUUUGGUUUCAAAGGUCCAAAGGUUGAGGGUCCAGAUGUUGACAUAAACCUUCCCAAAGCUGAUGUCAAUGUCAAAGCACCUGAAGUUGAUAUUAGUGGACCAGAAGUUGAAGGUCCUGAUGGAAAACUGAAAGGACCCAAGUUCAACCUUCCAUCACUGUCAGGACCCAGUCUACCAGACUUUGACAUUAAUUUGAAAGGGCCCAAACUUAAGGGAGAUGUCUCAGCUCCAAAGGUUGAGGGAGACAUCAAAGGCCCCAAGGUGGAUAUCAAAGGUCCAGAGUUUGACAUUCAAGGACCCAAAGGUGCACUGAAUAUGCCCAGUAUUAAAAUGCCAUCUUUUGGUAUGAAAGGUCCAAAAGUUGAGGGUCCAGAUGCCGACAUAAAGGCCGAUAUCAAUGUAAAAACACCGAAAGUUGAUAUUACAGGGCCAGAAGUUGAAGGUCCUGAUGCAAAACUCAAAGGACCCAAAAUCAAACUUCCAUCAUUGUCCGGACCUAAGUUGCAGGGCCCUGACAUUAACAUUAACAUUCCCAAACCCAACAAUGAAUUUAAAACAUCCGAUAUUGGAAUUGACCUAAAAGGGCCUAAAAUUAAAGGUGAAGUGGAUGCAUCGGUGCCCAUGUUUGAAGGUGACAUAAAAGGUCCAAAUGCUAACAUCUCUAAUGAUGAUGAAAAGACUGCUGUUACCUUUCCUAAGUUUAAAGGUCCUAAGUUUGCAAUGAAAACCCCAGUUCUCGAAGAUUCUAAAUCCAAUAUCAAGAUGUCCAGUACAGCACCAAAAAGUCUCAAAACAGAAGUUAGUUUCCCAGACACUGACGCAAGUGUUGAUGCCGCUGAUAUUGACAUGAAUGUAAAGGGGAAAAAAGGAAAAUUUAAACUUCCAAAAGUUAAAGGAAAGGCAAAGAAACCUGGUGACAUAGAAACACCAGCAACAGAAAUCGAUGCAGACAUAACAAACAGUUAUGCCAAAGGAACAAAAACAAAGAAGUCUCUGUUUGGAAAGCUUCAUUUUCCUGAUGUAGAAUUAGAUAUAAAAUCACCAAAACCAAAAGGAGAUGGAUCUUUAUCUGCCAUCGAUGGCUCUGGCAGUCACAGUGCAAAUGUUAACUUGGAAGGGUCAAACAUGAAAGUAAAAUCUUCUAAUAUUAAAAUGCAAAGCGGGACUGAUUCAGAAAUAAAUGCAAGUCUUUCAGGAGGAAGUGCAAGUGGUGGACUUCAGUACCCAGAGGGUAAAGUCACAUUUCCCAAAAUCACAAUGCCAAAGUUUGGCAUUGUGUUGCCACAGGUGGAAACCAAAGAAAGUGGAGGAAAUAUUGAAUCAGAACCUGCAGCUAGUGUAGACAUCAAGACAGAAUCUCCAUCUAUUAGUUGCCAAGUCAGUUCUCAAAAUAUUGAGGUUCCCAGUCCAGAGCUGAGACAGGAAGGCAAAGUUAAGGUAAAGAUGCCAAAAUUUUUUGGCAAAUCAAAAGCGAAGGGCAGUAGUGUAGGUGACCUUCACGGAUCAGAGGCAGAAUUAAGUAGCAGUGGAAAAGCAGGUAAGACCUCUAAAGAGCUAAGUGUACAUUCUGGGGAAAUGAUGGGUGGAAAAAUAGAAUUAGAGGGUGAUCCUGGACUGGGUUUGUCAACUAAAGGCAAAUCGGCCUCACUUGAUCUUUUUAAGAAAUCAAGACAUCGAUCUUCCUCUUUCAGUGAUGAGGGGGCAGUUAGUUCUCCUUCAGCUCAAUUAGAAGCUGAAAGUGGUGACAUUUCUUUAGAUCUCGGAAGCAAGGUCAAAGGAAAGAAAGGCAAGCUUAAGUUUGGUACUUUUGGAGGUUUUGGUUCAAAGUCAAAGGGCUCAUAUGAAGUGACACUUGGAGAUGACAGUGAAGCUCGAAUGGAGGGGAGUGCAGGUGUUUCGCUACCUGCUAAAAAAUCAAGACUGUCUUCAUCCUCUAGCAGUGAUAGUGGUUCAAGAGGUGGUUUCAGGUUCCCCAAAGUUGAGCUAUCAGUUUCACCCACAAAGUGAUAAAGAGACAAAUUAAAACCAAAUGUAUUCUCCUAAUAUUGAAAAUUGCUCUUUGUUUCUUUAAAACCUAAGGAGACAUGCACAAUCAUCUCAGUGUGGUUAAUUAUGAAUAUCUUUUAGUAAUCAAACAGAAGUGCAUGAGAUUGUUUAAAAUCCCUUCAAACUGUAAAUAAGAUUAAUUUGUAAUAAUAAAUAUUGUUUUUUGUAUAUAGUCCAGAUUUAAUAAAUAUAUGCCAUCUCACACCAAUAGUUUGUUACAGGGUUUUCUCACUGUGUUCUUUUUCAUUCUAUUAAAUAAAUGUUAAUGAAUGGUUGUGGUAUAUUUGUGUCCAGGGGUCUAUUGCACAGAACCAAUAUGUUUUUUUUUAAAGAUUAAAAUGUUGUUUAUUCACUCAAAUACAGUUACCUUUUUAAGUAGGGAGUGAUUUUAUUUUCAAACUUUAAUAAUAUAUAAUCAGUAAGAUGCCUUUUUAUAACACAUUGUAAAGAGUGAUCAUGUAUAUACCAAUACUGCAACUGUUUUUACAUUUUCAAGUGCUGUCAGUAGUGUUCUGUUCAUUUUAAACAAAAUGUAUUUGCUUAAAUUUGCCAUUUACCACAAAUAUUCAUUUGGUUCAGUUAUUUUAAACAGGAUCUCUUUCCUAAUCAUGUGUUAUUGUCACUCAUUAAUGGUCUGUUUAAUGAUUUUAUUUCAUUUUGUCACUCUCUCUCUUUGUAUACACACCAUAUGCUUGCAUUAAGUGUCACAAAUAGUACCCCCUUGAUGUUAAUUUGUUUGCAUACAAAUUCUUUGUUGAUAGACAAAGAAAUAGUAUUGACUAGAUGCAAGAGAGAUCAUUAUUUUGGUCUAUUAUUUUGUGUGCAAUCUACCAAAUAAACUAAAUAAAAAACCUUUUUGAAUUUAAA